Molecule: messenger RNA, 159 nt
Organism: Cinara cedri
Lineage: Eukaryota; Metazoa; Arthropoda; Insecta; Hemiptera; Aphididae
Source: the annotation of a GenBank genome assembly
AUGACACUAGCAAGACCAAGACCAAGAUUAGGUUUGCAAGACCAAGACUUAAACAAUACCAACGCUGCAACACCAAGACCAAAACAAACCAAGCAAUACAAAGACUCUUACAAUUUUGUUUUCUCCAGAAAAUACAUUAGUGGAUCUAUAUUUAAUUAA